UAGCCAAUUGUGUUCUCUCUGCCGAUUUCCAUACGUCCGUCCAAUGCGUCCAUCCCUUCGAGCAGAAACCAGAUCGAGCGUGGAACCAUCUUGAAUCAACGGCGAACAACCGAUCAAGGUCGGGGCUCGAGGACCAGCUUGACAGCAGGAGGAAAACCACUUCACCGAGUGCCCACUACCCUACAAUUGUCCUUCUCUCUCUCUCUCUCUCUCUCUCUCUCUCUCUCUCUCUCUCUCUCUCUCUCUCUCUCUGUGUUCGAACCGACCCUCGAAGAGAGGAGGACAACGACAUCCACCCCUCCAGAAGAGAUUUAGGACGAUGGCGAAGAAGGCCAAUUCUUCCGUGUCCUACUCGGGGUCCUGCCUGUCUAGUAGCCUUGUCGUCUACUUGACGACGACGGCGGCAUUGAUGAUGAUGACGGUGAUGCCAGCUAUGGUGGCCGGCGCCAUCCCCGAGCGGACAACACAGGACCAUCUCGUUAGAGCGGUGACGUCAACAUGUUCUGCGGUGGUGAUGUCGGACGUGGUGUUGACGUCCAGCCUUCCGGAUGUGAACACGACGGCUUGUCCGGAGGUGAAGAUCGUCGGUGCGUGCGGACGGCGCCGGUGCAAGAUCGACGGCGCAGACAAGUACGCCUUCAUUCGAUCUCCAAGCACCAUUCGCCUAGAGAACCUGCAUAUCACAAGAAUGCGAUGCUCUGGAAACAACAAUGCUCCUGUGGUAUUUAUGCCCCGCUCGCUUUACAUGACCAACUGCCUUGUCUCUACCAAUGUCAAUCCGGACGACACAGGUGCAAUCACCACAGAGGAAGGUAGUUUAGACAUUCAAUCUACCACCUUUGAGUACAACACAGGAGGAACUGGUGGGGGUGCUAUUCGCCUAGACUCCUUUGCAACUCUCAAGGCAACCAACGUGAUCUUUCGAGACAACAAAGGCGUGGAAGGAGGGGCAAUCAAGAACGUGGAGAGUGACAUACAGUGCGAUCGAUGCCAGUUUCUUAACAACGAAGCUGGCGAUGGCGGUGCCGUUUACCUAAGGGAUAACGGCGGAACGGAGGCGACUUUCACGAACACAGUAUUCCGCGGCAACCGUGCUACAAAGGUGGGAGGACUGGGAGGUGCUGUCUUCAUUGAUAACAUCGACCCAGGGGUUAAGUUCUGCUACAGCACGUUCGAACAGAACACACCUGAGAACGUGUACGUCGGGAUAGCACCUGGCGACAAUGGCCGUGUCAUUUUCUGCCCAAGUACGCCAACCGCGGUGAUGAUCAACCCAGGAUCGGAACCGUUAGUGACCGUUAAUUGCGCUGUUUGUUAGUGUAUACGAAAAGGAAGAAUUUGUGGACGGAAUCUGGUUCGAACAGCGGUCAGGUACAUGGUGCAACGUUCUAGUUUCGGAACGCAACGCAAUUAGA
Messenger RNA from Chara braunii, 1415 nucleotides. The record is from the annotation of a GenBank genome assembly. Lineage: Eukaryota; Viridiplantae; Streptophyta; Charophyceae; Charales; Characeae.